GCCAGUAGGAAGCCGCGUGUUGAGUCUGCGGGCGGCGGUCGAUCUGUUGGAGGAUCGAGCACCAGCGGACCGCCAUGGACAGGACCGCCGUGGUGAAGGUCGGGGCCGCGGCCAGCGCCAGCGUCUGCGCCCUGCUGGGAGGCGUAGUUCUGGCCCAGUACAUCGUGGCCAAGAAGAAGCGAGCGGGCAAGAAAACCAGGAUCAUAGAGAUGAUGCCUCAGUUUGAGAAGACGACGGUCCACAUGAGGGACCCUGAGAGGGUGGAGCAGAUCAUCUGUGGCCUCAUCAAAGGAGGAGCUUCCAAGCUACAGAUCAUCACAGACUUCGACAUGACGUUAAGCAAGUUCGCUGUCAACGGCAAACGCUGUCCGACGUGUCACAAUAUCAUUGACGACUGCAAGCUGGUGACAGAGGAGUGCAGGCAGAAGUUGCUGCAGCUGAAGAAUAAAUAUUAUCCCAUCGAGAUCGACCCUCAACUCACCAUGGAGGAGAAAUACCCAUUCAUGGUGGAGUGGUAUUUCAAGUCUCACACAUUACUUGUGGAGCAGCGGCUAGAGAAAGACAAACUGUCAGAAGUGGUGAGAGAGUCGGACGCUGCACUCAGGGACGGCUUUGAGCAGUUCUUCGACCGCCUGCAGCAGCACAACGUGCCUGUCUUCAUCUUCUCCGCCGGCCUGGGUGACGUCCUGGAGGAAAUCAUCCGCCAAGCCGGAGUCUACCACCCCAACGUCAAGGUUGUCUCCAACUUCAUGGACUUCGACGACAAUGGCGUCCUGAAGGGUUUCAAAGGCGAGCUGAUCCACGUGUACAACAAACACGACGGCGCCCUGCGGAACACGGAGUACUUCAAACAGCUGAAGGAGUACUGCAAUAUCAUCCUCAUGGGCGACUCGCUGGGGGAUCUCAGCAUGGCCGACGGAGUGCCCAAUGUGGAGAACAUCCUUAAGAUCGGCUUCCUCAACGACAAGGUGGAAGAGCGACUGGACAAAUACCUGGACUCUUAUGACAUCGUCCUGGUGAAGGACGAGACUCUGGAAGUGCCCAACGCCAUCCUCCAGAAGGUUCUAUAACUCCACCCACCACCCAGUCCACUCCUCUCCUCCCAUCAGCCUCUUCCAGCCUCUGGCCGGUCAGACUUCUGACAGCAACCGAAACCUCUGUCGGUGGUUACCAGAGUGGUCACUAUUUAACCCCUCCACUUGCUCUGGAUCCCACCUGGGUCAACUUCAGACCCCCCCCACGCCACCCCCCCCACACCACCCUGUGUAAACCUUUUUAAGACAUUUUACAUCUCCUGAAUGAACUGUUUUAAAAGUCCACACAGCGGCAUCAGCCUGUCUCUGGUGUGUUUUUGUCCGUUUCUGAUGUCGUUUUCUGAUAAAAAUAAUAACCAAAAGUGAGAUUAAAAACACACACCAGCUCUCACUCUAUCUUUAUAAUUUGCACAUUAUUGUUCGCAUUAUUAUUCAUAGGAUUAUUUUUGAUAUGGUAAUAUUUGUAUACCAUAAUACACCCACAGUGUUUUCUUUGGAGCUAUCCCAGCAUGCUUCAGUUCCUCAACUCUAUAUCACUAUGAAACUGAGCCUUUGGUGUCAGACAUAAAACGAGAUACGUGAGAGCUCUUGCGGUUCAUGGAUUAGUGCAUAAAGGACGUUGGAAAAUGUAAUUCCUAGUAAACAAUGUGUUUCUAUGUGACAGCAGCGAUAUAAUGACCACAACACAGAAUUAGUUUGAAGGGGAAAAUCAGAGAAAACGCACUUUAAAUUGGGUGUAUGGGGCAGUCGGCCUGUACAUGUGGCAGUAGUUUAGAUUCAGGGAUGUAGGAGCACGUUGUUGCACAGUAAAGCCAUGUUUACAUACGCCUUUUAUUAAUCCUAAUGUGCUAAUCUGGCAUCAUAUCAUCACACAGGAAGAAGCAGCUCUUUACUCUGGAAGCAUUCAUGGCUGACUUUUGAAUUUGUGAGCUUCUCGCUGACUCAACUAUCAAGUGUUCUCCAUGGCAGUGUUUAAGGCUGACUUCAGUAUUAAGAUCAAGAUUAUUAAGACCUCUAGUGGUCAUAAGUGGGACUUACAACAGUAAAAUCCCCUCCAACCAAAGUAACCGAUGAAGUGCUGCAAAAUGACAAUAUAUCUAAAGUAUAGUGUAGUUCACCAUUUCAGUAAACAGAAGGAAGCACCCUGCUGCCUGUGGCUCAUCAGAACCCAGACCUAUUCAAUGUCAUCACCGUCUCGUUCUGUGGUUACAAUGCUGAGCACUACCUCUGAAAUAUUCGUCUUCAAGCUAUAAAAUGUCUCCGUUUGUUGCAACAUGUUGAAUGUUCUCUUUGUUUGUGUUUUAAAUGUGCUGCUAUCACCUGCAUGUUGCCUUUUCUUAUUAAGUUUAUGUCUGAAAAAUGGGUGACAAAAAAACAUAUAUAUAUAAAUAUCAUUAAAACGGGGAAUAAUGUCUUACUGUAUAUGUAGGCGUUAUAUGGAAAUGUAUAUUGUUUCACUGCAUUUGGAGAGAUCUCCUAAGGUAGAGUGUUGUAUUUUUAUAAGCAGAUGGCUUUCUCUUUUCUUUUGAUGGUGUGAUUUUAAAAAUGCAAUAAAAUGUCAUUUUGUGA
This is a messenger RNA of Dicentrarchus labrax (European seabass), 2603 nucleotides long. RefSeq names its product 5'-nucleotidase, cytosolic IIIA (gene nt5c3a). Lineage: Eukaryota; Metazoa; Chordata; Actinopteri; Moronidae. Gene Ontology annotation, cellular component: cytoplasm. The record is from RefSeq and is a predicted model, not a curated record. Gene Ontology annotation, molecular function: 5'-nucleotidase activity; magnesium ion binding. The transcript is spliced from 8 exons. Bases 75 to 1070 code for a protein of 331 amino acids.